Molecule: messenger RNA, 4605 nt
Organism: Microplitis mediator
Lineage: Eukaryota; Metazoa; Arthropoda; Insecta; Hymenoptera; Braconidae
Exons: 3
Coding region: 1-4605 (1534 amino acids)
Biological process (GO): telomere maintenance; DNA repair
Molecular function (GO): DNA helicase activity
Source: RefSeq, a predicted model, not a curated record
AUGGGUCGAAGAAAAAUUGAACGAACAGAAGCUGAAGUAGCAGAAAUUAAAAAAGCACGUAAUGAAAAACGAAAAGAGCAGCGACGUAAUCGAUCGACGGAAAAGAAAAAUUGCAUAGUAACUCAACAAACCACUCCUAUUAUAAUUACAUCUAAUAGCGUAUGCAUUCCAAACAGAACAAAUGUAUCAUUAAUCAAUAAAUUAAGUACGCCAGAACAUUACAAUAAAUUUAUUAAUUAUACUUUUAAAAAUAAAGUAAACGAUUUACUUGCUACUCCUUCAACAUCACGUGAUAUAAUUCCGCUUACGUCAAAUCAGUUCCCAAGUCAGCAAUCUGAACAAACUAAUAGUACAUCAUUGUCCCCAAGACUAAUAGACUUUCAGAACUGGUCCUCGGAACAUAAUUCUAACAGAUCAUCACCGGUCCUGUUUACUGAGUCUCAGAAUUUUCUUUCUGAACAUGAUUACAGUACAUUAUCACAGCCUACAUUUACUGAACUUCAGAAUCAUCAUUCUGAGCACAAUUAUUACAAAAAAACAAUUAAUCAAUCUUCUAACAGUGUGAAUUUUACUAAUGAACACUUGAUUCAAAAUGAAUCGAAUGUAAAUAAUAUAAUCGGUAGAGAUAGAAUUCAACAAAAUUAUUUAGGUGAAAUGAAUGUUAGCUGUCAACACUGCAAUGCAAAACAUUUUAGUGCUGAAAAAGUAUCAAAUAAAGCCAAUUCGUUUAAUGAGUGUUGCCGCCACGGAGAAGUAGCAUUAGAAUCUCAGCCGGAAUUUCCGAUACUUUUGAAAUCUUUAUUUGAAGGAACUCAUGAGAAAUCUAAUAACUUUUUUAAUCGCAUUCGUAAUUUCAAUAGUUCGUUCUCUUUCGCUUCUUUUAACGCUAAUUUAGUUGAUUUAUCUUCUCAAAGACGGGGUCCAUAUUGUUUUAAGAUACAAGGACAGAUUUACUAUCAAAUAAAUACUUCUCUAUAUCCAAGUUCAAAUGAAUCUCCAAGUUAUGGUCAGUUAUUUAUUGUGGAUACUACCGAAGCAGUAGAAUGUCGAUCUAAAAGAAAUGUAGAUUGCGAUGUGAAUCUUCUGAAAGACAUCGACAUAAUAUUACGGCAACAUAAUAUUUUUGCUAAGUCCUAUCAAAUGAUGAAGGAUGUAUUAAAAAAUUCAUCCGUGAUUGAUGAAAACGGUGGUAUUGUUGAACCUGAGUUGAACUUAAUUUUUACACUGAAACCUGGUAUGGAUGUUAGGCGUUAUAAUUUCCAAAGGGUCAAUGAAGUUGCAGCAGUUUUCUCUACGACAGUUGACGGAGAAAUUCCUGAAUCUUAUGUUACGGUUCAAAAUAAGAAUACAAAAACUUUUCAGUAUCUAAGCACGAUGGAUCCUAAUACCGAGCCUUGGGUUUAUCCCUUAUUUUAUCCAACCGGUAAUCAAGGAUGGCAUGAGUCUAUACCUUACGUUCAUAAAACUAAUCGAAGGGUAACUCGGGCGGAUUAUUAUAAGUUUCAUUUAGCUACUCGUGACGAGUUUAAUGUUUUCUUAAUGGGACGUCGUUUAACCCAACAAUGGAUAGUUGAUAGCUAUGUUAAAAUAGAAAAAGAUAGAUUAAAUUAUUGUAAAUUUAAUCAGAAAAAAUUACGUGCUGAAUCGUAUCAAGGUUUAUUAGACCAUCUUCAUUCGCGGAAUAAUAAUAGUGAUACAAAUUCAAACAUAGGUAGAAUUGUUAUUUUACCUUCAAGUUUUCCUGGGUCAGCACGUAAUAUGUUGCAACAUUAUCAAGAUGCAAUGUCCAUCGUACGGAUAUUUCGUAAGCCAGAUUUAUUUGUGACUAUGACCUGUAAUCCUAAAUGGCGUGAGAUUUCGGAUAAUUUAUUACCUGGACAAAGCGCUUCAGACAGACCUGACUUAGUUGCACGCGUUUUUGAUUUGAAAAAAAACGCAUUGAUUAAAAUGAUUGUGAAAGAUAAUCUUUUUGGUGAAGUUGUUGCGUAUAAUUGGGUUAUUGAAUUUCAAAAACGAGCGUUACCACAUUUACAUAUGUUGAUAACGUUGAAAAGCAAUUGCAAAAUAGUAACCCCCGAUCGUGUCGAUGAAAUUAUAUCUGCAGAAAUCCCAAAUCAAACGAAUAAUCCUAUAUUGUAUGAUAUUGUUUCGAGAAACAUGCUUCAUGGUCCUUGUGGAGAUUGGUGUUUGAUUAACGGAGUUUGUUCAAAAAAGUUUCCUAAAAAUUUUCGUGAUGUAACAACGAUGGAUGAAAAUGGAUAUCCUUUUUAUCGUCGUCGAGACAACGGAACAACAUUCACGCGAAAUGAUUAUGUCUUCGAUAACCGUCAUGUAGUUCCUUACAAUGCAACUUUAUUAGUAACUUUUAAUUGUCAUAUUAAUGUAGAAGUCGUUUCCUCAAUAAAAGCAGUAAAAUAUUUAUAUAAAUACGUAUAUAAAGGUCACGAUAAAGCAGGAAUAACAAUAAAUGGGAGGAUCCCAAAUGAUCAACCUGCAUUAAGUAUAACCGAAAAUCGAACAUCAAACGAUUCGAACAUCAAUACAAUUGAUCACGAUGAAGUUCGUAACUUCGUCGACGCUCGCUAUGUUGGUCCUGUUGAAGCUGCUUGGCGAAUUUUAUCUAAGAAUUUACAAAAUAAAAGUCAUUCCAUUAUUCGUUUACCAGUACAUUUACCGAACCAGCAUAGUGUUACUAUAAAUGAUGAUUGUAAUCAUAAUGAACUCCAAGAAGCUUUACAAAAACAGACUAUGUUAAUCGAUUAUUUUUCUUUAAAUGAACGAGAUACAUCUGCUCGGCAGUACAUAUACAGUGACAUUCCACGUCACUACGUAUUUAAAAAAAAUAACGAAACUAAAAUUUCAUCUUGGCAGCCACGAAAAAGAAAUUUCAACGUUAUUGGUCGUAUGUAUUCUGUUAGUCCUUCUCAGAUUGAUUUAUUUCAUCUCAGAUUAUUAUUAAUACACAUUAAAGGUGCGAAAAGUUUCGAAGAACUUAAAACAGUGAACGGAAUCAUCUGUGAUACUUUUAUGUCAGCAUGUUUAGCUGCCGGAUUGAUCGAAGACGAUCAAGAAUGGAGACGUACGCUUAAUGAAGCGAUGAGUUGGAUGAUGCCACGACAAUUACGCUGUUUGUUUGCCCGUAUACUGAUUCACUGCCAACCUCUUAAUCCAGAAAAACUGUGGGAGGAGUUUAAGUUAGCAAUGUCUGAGGAUGUUUCUAGAAGAUUAGGCUUAGAAGAAGGACAGAAAAGAGCUUACGUCUAUAUUAAUUCUAUCCUUCAACGAGAAGGUCAUAGUCUUUCAGUAUAUCCUGGCAUGCCACAAAUAAACGAUAUUGAAAUUUCAAAUUUUAUUAUAAAUGCAAUUGAGUGUAACACAUGCGAUAUUCCUAACUGUGUCUACAUAGAUGGGCCUGGUGGAUCUGGAAAAACGUUUGUUUACACAACGUUAUGUCAAAUUCUGAAAAAUAAAAAUAAAAAUGUUUGUACAAUGGCGUAUACAGGCAUUGCAGCGACUCUUUUACCUAAUGGAAAAACUGUUCAUAAAACAUUCGGUUUACCUGUUCCCAUGUUUUCUGAUUCGUCAUCACAUAUUAAGCCUAAUUCAGUUCAAGGUGAAUAUUUAAAGAAUGUAGACGUAUUCGUUUGGGAUGAAGCUCCAAUGUCACCUCGACACGCUUUAGAAAUCAUCGACCGAACUUUACGCCACAUUAUGAACAAUGACAUUCCUUUCGGAGGAAAAAUGAUGAUUUUAGGUGGUGAUUUUCGGCAAUUGCUUCCAGUCCAACCUAAUGCUACCCGAACUGAAACUGUUAAUAUGUCCAUUAAAUAUAGCGCAUUAUGGAUACAUUUUCAAAAAUUUUCAUUAACCCAGAAUAUGCGAGCUUUACCAGAAGAAAUUGAAUUUGUACAGUUCUUAUUAAACGUUGGUGAUGGAAGUCUUAAUAAUUUAGAUGAUGAAUUAAAUCUUCCUGACAUGUGUUCAACAUCAAAAAAUAAUGAUAUUGUAGAUAAUGUAUACGGUAAUAUUAUUAGAGGUAAACGUUAUACCGAACUUACAAAAACUGUAAUUUUAUCAGCUAGAAAUGUAGAUGUAGAUGCAAUCAAUCGAGAAGUGGUUUCUCUUUUAGAUUCAUCAACGGAAAAAAUUUAUGCGGCUGUUGACAGUACAGAAAAUUGUGACAAUGGUAAUAUGGACGAUGCUAUUUUACCCGAAUAUUUAAAUACAUUAAAUCCACCCAAUUUUCCUCCUUACGAACUACAUUUGAGGCAAUAUGCUAUAGUCAUGUUGAUUAGAAAUAUAAACUUAAGCGAAGGGCUUUGUAAUGGUACAAGAUUAAUCGUUGAAGACUUGGGAGUUUUCGUUUUACGGUGUAAAAUUUUGACCGGUGAUAAAGCUGGUGAUAUUGUUUUUAUUAAGAGAAUGACAUUGUAUUGUGAAAAUAUAUAUCCUUUUACUUUUAAAAGACGCCAGUUUCCAAUUAAAGUAGCGUUUUGUAUGACCAUUAAUAAAGCCCAAGGUCAAACUUUUGAUAAAGUCGGAAUUGAUCUCACCAAAGACGUCUUUAAUCACGGUCAAUUAGAUUUAUUUAUAACUUACGUUUAG